Molecule: messenger RNA, 907 nt
Organism: Calliphora vicina (urban bluebottle blowfly)
Lineage: Eukaryota; Metazoa; Arthropoda; Insecta; Diptera; Calliphoridae
Gene: mRpL21
Product: mitochondrial ribosomal protein L21
Exons: 2
Coding region: 75-680 (201 amino acids)
Biological process (GO): translation
Cellular component (GO): ribosome; mitochondrial large ribosomal subunit
Molecular function (GO): structural constituent of ribosome; RNA binding
Source: RefSeq, a predicted model, not a curated record
UAACAUUCACCUCCACCGAGAAGACAAUUUUGAGCAUAAAUAUCCAGAAAAUUUAAAUAAAUAAAAUAAAGAAAAUGUCUUUUCUGGCGCGUGGAUUAAGCCUAGUGGCGCGCCAACCCUGCCUCAUCAAUAAUUUAACAAAUUCUAUGAGAACAUUAAGUGUUACGCCACGCUUUUGUCAGCAAUCGAAAUUGGCCACUCAGGAUUUUACCAGCCUAAAACAGUUGUCUAAAGAGGAACAGGAGAAAUGCAAAGAAAUCUUUAACAAUGUCAAUCAACAAUUAACCAAAAGUGAAGAAGGACGCAUGUUUGCUGUUGUACAUUUAAGCGGCAAACAAUUUAAAGUUACAGCCGGCGAUAUCAUUUUGGUAGAGGGCUAUUGGCCGCCAACCAUAGGCGAUGAAAUACGCUUGGAAAAGGUGUUAUUGGCUGGAGCCAAAGAUUUCACACUAAUUGGUGCUCCGCUCUUGGAACCGGGCCUGGUUGAUGUUAAGGCCACCAUUAUUGAGAAAACCCUUACACACACUAAGACCCAUUUCAAAAAGAAGCGCCGGAAGCAAUAUUUGCGUAUUAAUUUCCAAAGAUCACCAAAUACUAUGAUACGCAUCAAUUCCAUAGAGGUGGCACGCAAAGUGGAUGAGCCCUGUAAGCAGCCUUUAAAUGAGAAUCGUAUCUUUUAGGGGGUUUUUGUGGUAAGAAAUUAGUAGAACACAAAAUAAAUAUUGAUUUCUUGUGCUAAAACAUUUAUUUUGUUACAAUUUUAUUUCUAUAGAUUAAUUAAUGAAAGCUUAACAUUAGAUAUUUUGUGUAUAUUGCACUUGAAAUGUUAAAACAAAUAUAAAUAUUUAAUAAAAAAAAAACAAAAAGUUAAAUGCAACAUUUGAAUAAAACGAAAACAACGAAAAAA